Messenger RNA from Kuraishia capsulata CBS 1993, 1173 nucleotides. RefSeq lists its product as uncharacterized. The transcript has a single exon. The record is from RefSeq and is a predicted model, not a curated record. Gene Ontology annotation, biological process: retrograde vesicle-mediated transport, Golgi to endoplasmic reticulum. NCBI's taxonomy places the organism in Eukaryota, Fungi, Ascomycota, Pichiomycetes, Pichiales, Pichiaceae. Bases 1 to 1173 code for a protein of 390 amino acids. Gene Ontology annotation, cellular component: membrane; Golgi apparatus.
AUGCUAGGCUCUUCUUUGCUGCGGAAGGUGAAGCUUCCCACGGUGGUGAAGGCGUACCUUGGAAUCACCACUCUGCUAUCCCUCAUAACCUUGACGAUCAAGUACCAGUCGUACCAGUCGCUCUUGAGAACAACCCCGGUUGAAAGUGUUGCGGGAGUCAGCUUUUCUUCCAUAGCUGUUCCCAUGCUUCAGCUCAUUCCCGGGAGUGCAAUGUUUUACCCGUGGGUGCUGUUGACAAGCACAUUUGUCGAGACCACGUUGGUGAGAUACGCGUUCGCACUGGUUGUGCUAUAUUUUGGGCUGAACUAUUGCGAAAAAAUGUGGAACUACAACGAUUCGGGAAUGCUGAACCAGGCCGUUUUUUCUGAGACGGUGAUUUAUGUCACCGUGGUGGCCGUCUUGACGAAUCUGACAACAGCGAUCACCACUACCGUGGUGGAUGUGAUGUUCCUUGCAGAUCAGGAAUUGUCGGCACCAAUCACGCACGGAGUUCUUUCGAUCCUCAUGGCUUUUAUUGUCGUGGUAAAACAAUUCUCUCCCGAACACACCAUCAAGAUUUUGCAGGGAGGCCUCACUGUGAGAGUGCGCCAGAUCCCAAUAAUGAUCCUCUUCAUGUCUGUGGUGCUAUCGCUUGUGAGGAGGUCUCUUUCACCAAUGUUGCCUAUUUGCAAUAGCUUCUACAUCUCGUGGAUGUAUCUGAGAUUUUUCCAGAAAACGACGCUUUCGAACGAUCUAAUAACACCAACCACGGUCACACAGGGAACCGUCAUCAGAGGCGAUGCCAGCGACACAUUUGCAUUCAUCCAAUUUUUCCCAGAUUUCAUCAAACCAACACUAAAACCUCUAUGCAGAGCCAUAUACCACACCUCGGUGCUACUGAGUGUUAUCAAGCCCUUUAACGAUGACGACAUCGAAACGGGAAACCUGAGAGCUAUAAAGAGAAUCAACGCGUUCACUCAGCAGGACCAGAACGUGAGCGCCAGAGACAUAGCCGAGCGCAGGAGACAGGUUGCACUGAGAGUCUUGGAAGAACGUGUGGGAAAGGAUGACUUCCCGGUGAGGUCCAUGAGCAGCGCCAGCAUUCCUCAAUUGCCUAGAACCAACAGCUCUGUGGUGGUAUCAGCACCAGCAUCAACACCGGCAUUGGUUGAGGCAGGCUCUGACAAAAAAUAA